Messenger RNA from Dicentrarchus labrax (European seabass), 2716 nucleotides. RefSeq lists its product as uncharacterized. Lineage: Eukaryota; Metazoa; Chordata; Actinopteri; Moronidae. The transcript has 12 exons. The record is from RefSeq and is a predicted model, not a curated record. The coding region runs from base 175 to 2088 and encodes 637 amino acids.
AUAAGAGCACUGUACACCACAGCACUGCAUUGUGAUAAGUGCUGAGACUGGACGAAAUCUUUGCUGCGUACAAACAGGUGCACAGUGUUAUAAAACAGAAAAUGGAGAACUAAAUAAAGACAAGUUGGACAAGUGAGGGGGACUCUGUAGACAAAUCAAGAAGUAACAUUAGCUAUGGAAGGGAUCACACAUCUAAUUCUGCUCAUUUCAGGGCUGUGUAUUCUGCCCGUAUGCGUCGCCCAGAACCCAUACUCCUUAGUCACUACGCCUAAAACCUGGUAUGAGGCACAGAGCUACUGCAGAGAGAAAUGUCGUGACCUGGCCACCAUAGAUGACAUGAGAGAGAUGAAAACAGUACUUGAAACUGUAGAGGGCAAAUACGAUGAUGCUGUAUGGAUAGGGCUUCACAAAGCGGAGACCAGGACGUGGCACUGGUCUCUGGCGGACAAAGAUUUCUACAAGGAGGGAGAAAGAGACUAUCUCCUCUGGGACGAAGAAACAGGUUUUCACUGUGGGGCUCAGCAAAAGGGGAAGCUGGAUACAGCUUCCUGUCACAUCAAAUAUUAUUCAGUUUGCUUUGAUGGAAGAAAUGGUCAAGAUCAAUUCAUUUUCACUCCAGAACCUUUGAAUUGGACUGAUGCUCAAGACUACUGCAGAACAUACCACACAGACCUGGCCAGUCUGAGGAAUGACGCAGAGUAUCUGAAGACAGAGAAGAUAGACAAUGGCUUCCGUGUGUGGGUUGGUCUCUUCAGAGACGACUGGGUGUGGUCAGACAAGACUUACUCCUCGUUGAGAUACUGGCAUGCAGAACACAAACUCUAUAGUGAAGAUCUUGAAGAAUGUGGUGUUUUGCUGAAGAGCAAAUCUGGUAGAUGGGGAAGUCGACCAUGUGCAGAAACACAUCCGUUCCUUUGUAACUGCCGCCAGCAGAACUGGUCCAUCAAAGUGAAGAUCAUCCCACAGGACGCAGCGUUGGAGCUAAAUGAACCUGCAGUGCAAGACGCCAUCUUGGAGCAAAUGAGACAGGAGCUGAGUGAGACACUGACUGAUCCUUUUCAGGUGAAAUGGAAAAAGGAGCCUAAUGGAAAGGUUGAAAAAAUAAAUCAUCUUCUUUUUCUGACCUUUGUAACAGCUAUGGGAGGGGUCGUACGUCUAAUUCUCCUUCUUUCAGGGCUGUGUUCUCUGUCCUCAUGUGUGCCCCAGAAUCGAUAUUACCUCUUCGUCAAUAAGCCUAAAACCUGGUAUGAGGCACAGAGCUACUGCAGAGAGAAAGGUUUUGACCUGGCCACCAUAGACGACAUGGGGGAGAUGGAAAUAGGUCUUAAAGCUGUAGAGGGCAAAUACAAGGAUGCCGUGUGGAUAGGGCUUCAGAAAGAACUGACUCGGAGGUGGCACUGGUCCCUGGCGGACAAAGAUUUCUACAAGGAGGGAGAAAGAGACUAUUUCAUCCCAGACGAAGCAAAUAACAACUGCUUGACUUACACAAAGGGGAAACCGUCUACAACUCCCUGUCUAUACAAGAAAUAUUCAGUUUGCUUUGAUGGUAAAAAACAUGGUCGUGAACAGUAUGUUCUCACUAACGUAGCCAUGGAUUGGCCUGUUGCACGGGACUACUGCAGGGCUCAUCACACAGACCUGACCAGUGUGAGGAAUGAGCUGGAAAACCAGAUAAUUCUGGAAGUGUCCCGUAACCUGACGGUGUGGAUUGGCUCCUUCAGAGAUCCCUGGAUGUGGUCCGACCAGACUUACUCUUCGUUCAGAUACUGGAAAGAAGGCAAAGAAGUUUGGACUGAUGAUACAAAAAACUGUGUUGCUAUGUUAGAAAGUUCAUCUGGUAGAUGGGGAGAAAUUCCAUGUAAUGAAGCUCAUCCAUUCCUCUGUAACUAUGCAGGUCAAGUUGUAAAGUUCAUUAAAGUGAGGAUCAGCUCAGAGGACUCAGAGUUGGAUCUAAAUGACCCUGUAGUGUAUGAUGACAUACUGAAGCAACUCAAGCAAGAGCUGAGUAACACGAAUGUGACAAAUCUACGAUGGAGAAAGCAUCCUGAUGGAAGAGUUUUUGUCAAGGAACCAAACCGAGGUGGCUAAAGAGAGAGAGAGGAAUCAGAGAAGCAGUUUUAACUCCAAACUGUUUCUAUUGUGUGUUUGGUCAUAAGUGACAAACCCACUAAGAAGCAAUUGUACAGCUCUACGAAGUUUUUAGUUAGCUCAUUGUUUUGGUUUUAUCUCACAUAUACUUUGUGGUUUAGUGUCACUUCUCUCAUCAAUCCUCUUUCCAGCAGCAAAAUGCUACGUUCCCUCAUCACUAGAGGGAAUAACAACAGCACAUUAAGGUUAGCAAAUAACGUAGGAGUCCCAGGAGUUUAUUGGAGAUCUAAAGAGGAGAAUUGCAUGAAAAUUGUUUGUUGUUGUAACAUGAAAGAAAUGAAUGAAUGUAGCUUUUAGCAGAAAUCAAUGGAAGAAUAACAUUUUAGUUUUGAGGUACUUGUACUUGAAUAUUUCCUACUUUAUAUACUCAUAUGCUACCCUUUAGAAAGAGAUAUUGUACUUUUGUAUUUCAUUACAUUUGAGAUUUAUCGUUAAUAUUUUACAUACAUAACAUAUAAUCAGCUUGUAAAAUAUUGCUAUUGAUUAAACUAUUCAUAGGAGCAUAUAUCCAAUGAGCUCCACCUCAAAAAACACAUGUAUUCCUGCAUUAAAAUGUCUAUGAACACUA